Messenger RNA from Drosophila grimshawi, 2522 nucleotides. RefSeq names its product transducin beta-like protein 3. Bases 44 to 2425 code for a protein of 793 amino acids. The transcript is spliced from 2 exons. Gene Ontology annotation, biological process: endonucleolytic cleavage to generate mature 5'-end of SSU-rRNA from (SSU-rRNA, 5.8S rRNA, LSU-rRNA); endonucleolytic cleavage in 5'-ETS of tricistronic rRNA transcript (SSU-rRNA, 5.8S rRNA, LSU-rRNA). Gene Ontology annotation, molecular function: protein binding; U3 snoRNA binding. NCBI's taxonomy places the organism in Eukaryota, Metazoa, Arthropoda, Insecta, Diptera, Drosophilidae. The record is from RefSeq and is a predicted model, not a curated record. Gene Ontology annotation, cellular component: nucleolus; 90S preribosome; small-subunit processome.
CCAAUGUGCACGCGGUAAUUUUGUAAACAAAAAUAUAUAAAUAAUGACAAGCAUGGCUGAAAAAAGUUAUGCGGCUGAAGCUCGAUACACGAACUUUUAUGCCGGCAGCGAUAUUGCAUGGAGCGAAGAUGGUCAGCUUCUUUAUUGUUUGAAUGGCGAUGUUGUAAAUCAGGUGGACGUGAAAACAUCUCAAGUUCUGCACAGCUUUGGAGCCAACGUUAGCAAGAGCAACAAUGAUCAGGCUAAAACCAGACAGGAAGAUGUUGACGUCGAUGAGGAUAAUAUUUAUUGCUUUGCCCUGUCACGGGAGCAUUUGGUUGCCGCACACGGAAGUGGUUUACUCCGCCUGUGGGAGCUGAGCACCCAGAAGCUGAUCAAGCUGUGGAAGAGCCAGCACAAGGGUCCCGUUGUUUGCAUCGAGUUUAGUCCAGCCGGCAAACUAAUUUGUACCACUGGCGGAGCAGAUGCCACAAUAAGACUCUGGGAUUUCGCGAAUAAUAGUUGUCUGUGCGCCCUCAAAGAUUACCCCGGCCCGGCGCUCCUAUUGCGCUUCCAUCCCAGUCCCUUAAAGAGUGAAAUCUUUGCCGUCGGCUCUGAUAAUACGAUCUAUUGUUGGAACUACGAGACGAAGGCAUUGCUGCAUAAGAUGCGUGGUCACAUCUCCCAAGUGACUGGACUAAGUUUUCAGACCACUGAUUCCGGAUGUCAAUUGGCAAGUGUUAGUCGUGAUAAGGUGCUAAUCGUUUGGCAGCUGGAUCUGGAGGCCAAACAAUUAAAGGUUAUACCACUCUAUGAGGAACUGGAAGGCGUAAGCCACAUAACAAAUGGUGCACAGCUGCUCGUCGCCUGUGGCUCGGGCAAACUGCUCCAACUAGAUACAAAAACGUGGAAGAUGAAGGACCUGCUGACCACAACAGAUUUUCAAAUAAGUCGACUACUCUACUGUCACAAAGAAGAACAAUUAACGCUGGUGACAACCGAACAAAACAUGAUUAUUUAUAAUGUUAAAACAAGCGAAAAGGAAGCUGUCAACUUGGAACUGUUCAAGCAGCUGGUUGGCUACAAUGAUGAGAUCCUGGACAUGUGUUUUCUAGGUGACAACGAUCGCUAUUUGGCUGUGGCAACAAAUAGCAAACACUUCAAGGUCUACGAUACAGAACAGAAUAUGAAUUGUCGAUUGAUUUGUGGACACUCAGAUAUAGUGAUGUCAUUGGCUGCAUCACACCAUCUGCUCAUCUCGGUAGGCAAGGAUUGCAGCAUACAUCUGUGGAAAUUGUCGCAUACGAGCGACGAGGAUAGCCUGCUCCAGCCGCUGAUACAACAAAACAAUUGCCACACGGCCACAAUUGGUUGUGUUGCUUUCACCCAUCACGGAGCGACGGGAUUUGCCUCUGCCUGCCAGGAUGGCAGCAUGAAAGUGUGGCAAUUGACGCGUGACAAACAGGAGCGCAACAAUUAUGCCUUCUCCCUGAGAUAUGCAGCCUUGGCGCAUGACAAGGAGGUUAAUUGUGUGACCUAUGCACUAAAUAAUAAAAUACUGGCCACUGCAUCACAGGAUAAGACGGCAAAGAUCUGGACAGCUGAUUCGAAUGUGCUGCUCGGCGUGUUGCGUGGACAUACGCGAGGUGUUUGGUGUGUCCGGUUCUCGCCCGUCGAUCAGAUUGUGCUGACCUCAUCGUCGGAUUGUAGUCUAAGGAUUUGGUCCAUUGCGAAUUUUAGUUGCCUGAAACGCAUGGAACAGGAGUGCACCAUAUUGCGUGUGGAGUUCCUCGAUCAUGGCAAAUUCAUAUUGUCGGCUGCAUCGGAUGGUCUGCUCAAGCUGUGGAACAUCAAGACCAACCUCUGUGUCCAAUCCAUCGAUGAGCAUAGCGAUCGUGUCUGGUCUAUCGCUGUUUCUGCCUGCAGCAAUCGUUUCUUCUAUACGGGUGGUGCUGAUUCCAAGCUGAUACGCUUUGCCGACAUCACUGAUACUGUGCGAAAUGAGGCACUCGACCAGCGACAGGCGAUGUUACAACAGGAACAGACACUCCAAUCGCUGUUGCACGCCCAGCAGCAGCUGGAAAAGGCAUUUAUGCUUGCCUUGACGUUGAACAAACCAAAAGCCUCCUACGACAUCAUUUGUCAUUUUGUUAAGAAACGAGAUGCUGCCGCCGUCCAUCAAUUGGUGGAUCAAUUGAAUAUGGAUCAGAGAUUGUCGUUGCUGCAGCAUGUGAAAGCCUGGGGCACCAAUUCUCGACACUCGUACAUUGCCAACCUGGUGCUGCAGCAUUUGUUGGGCGAUGCAUUGCUCAACACGGAACAUAAAUUAUACAAUAACGGCAAUUUGGUCGAGGUCCUAACUCCCUAUGUGCAGCGUCACUUCAAGCGGGUAUCUGAGCUAAGCAAGGAUCUCGCCUUCAUGGAGUUCAUUGUGAAGUGCAUGUAAAUUAUCAAUUUAUUAUUUCGAUUUAAGCUGCAAAUAAACACUGAAUUAAAUAAAUAUUAUUUUCAUAUUUUGAUUGAAUACAAGAAUGCAUAUAGAA